Molecule: messenger RNA, 814 nt
Organism: Elephantulus edwardii (Cape elephant shrew)
Lineage: Eukaryota; Metazoa; Chordata; Mammalia; Macroscelidea; Macroscelididae
Gene: RPP30
Product: ribonuclease P/MRP 30kDa subunit
Exons: 11
Coding region: 8-814 (268 amino acids)
Biological process (GO): tRNA processing
Cellular component (GO): nucleolar ribonuclease P complex
Molecular function (GO): RNA binding
Source: RefSeq, a predicted model, not a curated record
GUUCAGCAUGGCGGUGUUUGCCGAUUUGGAUCUGCGAGCGGGUACAGACCUGAAGACCCUUCGCGGGCUGGUGGAGAACGCCGCUCACCUUGGCUAUUCUGUCGUUGCCAUCAAUCAUGUUGUUGACUUUAAGGAAAAGAAACAGGAAAUUGAAAAGCCGGUAGCUGUUUCAGAACUCUUCACAACUUUGCCAGUUGUACAGGGAAAAUCAAGACCAAUUAAAAUUCUAACUAGACUGACGAUUAUCAUUUCGGAUCCCUCUCACUGCAAUGUUUUGAGAGCAACUUCUUCCCGAGUCCGCACGUAUGAUAUUGUAGCGGUUUUCCCAAAGACAGAAAAACUUUUUCAUGCUGCUUGCACACAUUUGGAUGUGGAUUUAGUCUGCAUAACUGUAAAAGAGAAGCUACCAUUUUACUUCAAAAGACCCCCUGUUAAUGUGGCGAUUAGCCGAGGCAUAGGUUUUGAACUUGUCUACAGCCCUGCCAUCAAAGACUCCACAAUGAGAAGGUACACCAUUUCCAAUGCCCUCAAUUUGAUGCAGAUCUGCAAAGGAAAGAAUGUCAUUAUCUCUAGUGCUGCAGAAGGGCCUUUAGAAAUAAGAGGACCAUAUGACGUGGCAAACUUAGGGUUGCUGUUUGGGCUGUCUGAGAGCAACGCCAAGGCUGCUGUGUCCACCAACUGCAGAUCAGUGCUUCUCCAUGGAGAAACAAGGAAAACUGCUUUUGGAAUUGUUUCCACAGUGAAGAAACCUCGGACAUCAGAAGGAGAUGAUGAUUCUCUCCCAGCCUGCAAGAAAGCCAAGUGUGAGAGCUGA